CGAAUCGAGCGCGACGCGACAUCGAACCGUGGAGCGGGAUUAACGGGAGUGAUGAUCCAACGAAUUUUGGGUUAGCAAAAGAUCCGAAAAGUGGCAGAAAGCAGAAGGGAAACUGGAAGAAUGAGCUCCUACAGGACCCUGGUGGAACAUGGAGCGCCGCCGUCUCUCCUCGCUGGUGGCAGCGACAUCUCGCUGGCCUCUACUUCGUCCCCCAAGACCCUCCAUCGCAUGAUCAAGUACUGGCGCAACAGUUCUGGCAAGAUGCCAGGACUCCGGAAGAGCGAGAGCUUUGCGGAUUACAGGCGACACUCCUCCAACUCCGGCCUGGGAGUAGGCGGGGUGGGAGGAGGAGGAGCCACUGGAGCGGGAGGAAGAUCGAGCACCCCGAGCACGCGGUACCAGCGACUGGAAAGCUGCGACAAUGUUUGCCUGCUGGCAACACCAACCACAAGGCGUCAGCAUGCCUUCAUGGCCAACACACAGAAGCAGCCGCCAUCUGCAGGCGGAGGAGGAGGAGGCAGUGGCGGUGGCAGCGUCACCCACAGUCCGGAACGUUUGCGCGGUGCCACACAGGAUCUGUUCGAGCUGCUUGAGCGUGUGCAGUGCUCGCGACUGGAUGACCAGCGAUGCGUUCUGCCCGCAUACUUUUCUCAGAACCACCAUCGCGGCAGUAAUGCCACCAGCGAGGAGCGUGUCCCACAGCCGCAUUCCCCACACGACAGUCACGUGGCACACAACGGCGGUGGCUUGCAGCACUCCGGAUCGCGGGCCACACUCCGGCAUUCGAUGAAUCACUCGAGCACCUCUGUGUCCGGAUCGGCCUGCAGCUCGACCCCCGCCUCGCCGCAGCUCAGUGGAGUGGUGAGCGCCACCGGGGGGCAGCUGCUGUCCAACGGCCACCACUACCAGUCACAGUCGUCGGUGAGCUCCAAUUCGUCGAUAGUCUCGGCCAUUCCCGCCUCGCAGCGACUGCUGGAGGAUGCGCUGGCCAAGGCCGCGCCCUAUCCGAUGAUCCUGCUGCCGCUGCAUGGCGGCUACUGGAUGGACGGCACCGAGCACGAGUGCAGCUACGACGCGCGGGGCAAUCCGCUGCUGCCGCAGACCACAUGGAUGGCCAAGUUCGAGACGGACGACACGGCCAAGUGCUACCGGCGCUUCUAUGCGGCGCGCGAGCACUCGAAUCUGGUCGGGCAGGACGAGCAGCUGGGCCCCGUGCUCAUCUCCAUCAAGACGGAGAAUGUGGCCAACCAGGAGCACAUGCGGAUACUGCUGCGCCUACGCACUGGCACGAUGCACGAGCUCAUUCCGGUGUCCUGCUUGGGCGCCCAGCCGAGUCCCGCGAAGAUGGUGAGGCUUCUGAACGAGCAGAUCCAGGUGGACAACUUCAUGCCGGUGCUGUGCCCCAAGGCCUCGAAUCUGAUCAGCGUCUACGACGAGCACGUUCUCGUCUCGCACUUCAAGUUCGGGGUGUUGUACCAAAGAUACGGCCAGACGACCGAGGAGGAGCUCUUCGGCAAUCAGCAGACGUCGCCGGCCUUCGAUGAGUUCUUGGACGUCCUCGGACAGCGCAUCCGCUUGAAGGACCACAAGGGCUAUCGCGGCGGCUUGGACAUCCAGAAUGGACACACCGGCGACACGGCCGUCUACGAGGUGUUCAAGGAGCGCGAGGUCAUGUUCCAUGUUUCCACGCUGCUGCCCCACACGGAGGGCGAUCCGCAGCAGCUGCAGCGGAAGCGGCACAUCGGCAACGACAUUGUGGCCAUUGUUUUCCAGGAGACGAACACGCCCUUCUCCCCGGACAUGAUUGCCAGUCACUUUCUGCACGCCUUCAUUGUGGUGCAGCCCCUGGAGCCGAACACCCCACACACCCGCUACAAGGUCAGCGUCACGGCCCGGGAUGAUGUGCCCUUCUUUGGGCCCACACUGCCCAAUCCGGCCGUCUUCCGCAAGGGCCAGGAGUUCAAGGAGUUCAUCCUCACGAAGCUGAUCAAUGCGGAAAACGCCUGCUACAAGGCCGAGAAGUUUGCAAAGCUGGAGCUCCGUACGAGGACCUCCCUGCUCCAGAAUCUCGUCGAGGAGUUGCGCGAGAAGACACGGGACUUCCUAGGCGCAGAUCUCUUGCAGACCACGGCGGGCAGUCCCACUCCCGAGACACCCAAAGCCGAGAGCGGCAGUGGGGGCGGCAAUGCGGGCACCCGCUUCAUAGACACCGUCAAGAAGGCUCUCAUCAUGCGAGUGCGCUCCCAGAGCGUGGACACGGGCAACGGGCAGGACAAGUUCAGCGUGAACACAAAGCUGGGCACUCUGAAUGCCAAGAAGGAGGCACAGCCAGAGAUGCAGACACCCAACUUGAAUGCCUGCAGUCGCACCGCCUCGAAAUCUUCCUCGAAAUCGAAGUCGUCGAACGAAUCCACCUCCUCGUCGCCGGACAUUACCUCGCGACAGGCCACGAACAACAACAAUGGCAGCUCCAAUGGUGGCGGACUGCACCCUCAGAAUGGCACAGGAGUGGGUGGAGUGGCAGCUGCAGCCGUGAGUGCCGCACAGAACGGUGGCGUGGCAGUGGCCACAAUGUCGGAGACGAGCGAUGAUUCGAGCUUGAACAGCGUCGAUCUGGAUCCGAUGAUGGGCCAUCUGGAUGGCGGUGCCACCUACAUUGACAGUGACACGGGGCUGGAGAGCAUGAGCUCCGCGGAGGCCACCACCAAGGCCUGUUCGCUGUGCCUCGACGGGGUGCAGGCCACCAUGAUGGGCAGCUCGCCGAGCAACGAGACGAUCGUGAAGAUUGAGAAUCUGCGGCAGGAGGUGACGCGACUCAAGUGCGAUAAAUUGGAUCUGCUGCGUCAGAAUGUGACUUGUCAGCGCGACAUUAAGCGACUCCGGGAGAGGGAACUCUCGCUGCAGGGCGAUCUGGCGGCUGCUGGACGGGAGAUCCUGCGGCUGCGUGAUUUGGUCAAGGAAUACAUGCCGGACACAGCCGCCGCACCGCUCUCCAUAUCGCCCAUCUAAUGCGUUAAACGUGACAGAGGGAUCAGACAGCGAUACAGAUACAGAGAGAGAGAGAAUGAGAGAGAGUGAAAGGGAAAGUGAAAGGAAUAGAGAAAGGAGUAACCACUGUGCCGUGUAUAACACUUUGGAAAUAAAGGAGAAGGCAGGAGUCGUUUCGAAGGAGUCGUUAAAUACAUUGUAGACGUAGCACCCCCACGUAGAACGAAUGAAAAGAUAAACUGUAUUAUAUUUAGUUUAGAUCGGAAGGAUAGGAAGGAUCGCUGCAGGACAAGCAUGGACAAGAGUUAUUCAAAUCGUUAGAAUAUAUAAUAUUAUAUAUGUAUAGCAGUUACAAACUAAACUAAAAACCAGAAAGAACGAAAAAACGCAGAACACAAAACUCAAAAAGUACACCAAAUAUAUAAUAUAAGUCUUUAAGCAUAUUUAACGCAUGGAUUAACAAAACAACAACAAAAACCAAACUCUAAAAAUACCCCACCCCUUCCAAAAAAGUAGAAAGCGAUCAAUCACAAAGCAUCACAACGAUAAAUCGAUAUCGAUAGCCACCACAUGAUAAUCACACACACUCACACACAAACACGUAGCAAUGUUUUGAGGUUUACAAAACCGUUACGCGUUCGUUCGUUAGUCGCACUCGAAUACCGGAAUCACAGCUCGCUGUGACUCUGUGACUGUUACUGUGACUCUCGUUAUCACACAUUCACACGUAGCACCCCACAAUAUCCCAUAUCCUCGUACGAAUAUAUCGAAAAGAAGAGAAACACGAUCGAUAUGAUUUUUAGCGCUCGAUGCUCGAUAAUUUUAAACUGCAAUCGAUAAACAAAGAUAAACAAAACACACAGAAAACCGAACACUCUUAACCAUAAGUUUAAUUUGCUUUAAAUACUUUUACCUUAAACUAUGUUUAAUUAUUUAAGUUUAAUCGAAAGCCCCCCACAUCGAUGACUGAUCGAUGACUCAAGAGAAUAUUCUUCUGCAUUCAAAUGUACAUAUACUUUAUAGAGAGGAGGAGCGUAUAGUUCUAUCGAAAUUAACUAUGACUAUUUUAUUUUCUAAUCGAUUAACGAUACUACCGAUACCAA
Messenger RNA from Drosophila pseudoobscura, 4091 nucleotides. It is a transcript of the gene RapGAP1, whose product is annotated as Rap GTPase activating protein 1. Gene Ontology annotation, cellular component: cytoplasm. The record is from RefSeq and is a predicted model, not a curated record. The transcript is spliced from 5 exons. The coding region runs from base 121 to 3009 and encodes 962 amino acids. Gene Ontology annotation, biological process: activation of GTPase activity; regulation of small GTPase mediated signal transduction. NCBI's taxonomy places the organism in Eukaryota, Metazoa, Arthropoda, Insecta, Diptera, Drosophilidae. Gene Ontology annotation, molecular function: GTPase activator activity.